Molecule: messenger RNA, 2085 nt
Organism: Coccomyxa subellipsoidea C-169
Lineage: Eukaryota; Viridiplantae; Chlorophyta; Trebouxiophyceae; Coccomyxaceae
Product: RNI-like protein
Exons: 13
Coding region: 103-2085 (660 amino acids)
Molecular function (GO): protein binding
Source: RefSeq, a predicted model, not a curated record
CAAUCAGCAAAUUCAACAGGGCAACAACAGUGUCAUACUUUGUUCACUACCAUGACAGAGUAUUGCAAAAACUAAGACUCUUCGACAGUUCUUGAUAUCUUGAUGACGAUGGCUCUGGCCAAUACUUCUGUGUGCUCUAUGAAGGGCAAUGGCAGGACCCAGGUGUUCUUUUCAAGAUUGCAAACAGGCAGAUCUCUAGGACACAGAAAUGGAGAACACAGAAGAUCACUGUUAUUGCGACAUGGCACAUCAGUUGGCAGGCGGGUGCAAUUGAGCACGUGCUGUAAAGCAGCGCCCGAAGAAGAGCAAGAGGUGACAGAGCGCGGAGAGGGAUGGAGAAUUGAGGCGGAGGCAUCGCCUUUGGAGGGGGAUGCUUUGGAGGAGCGGCUGACAGAACAGGUGGAGGAGGGCGUGGCGGGGAUCAACAGCGAACUUGCACAGACAUCGGCGAGGGAAACAAUGGAGCAGGCUGCGGCGGCGGCGCCGCGGCGGCGACGGAAACGAAAGAGCGUGCAGCAGCUGCUACCGGUGGUGCAGGAGCAGCGGCCGGGGAUGAGCGAGGGCGUGCGCAUCGGGCUGAUUGGCGUGGGCGCCCUAGGGGUGAUGGCGGCCGCGUACUAUGUCGGCCGGAAACUCAUGUCCACCCAGCUGCCCAAGGUCCAGAAAGCAAUGGAGCAGAAGCAGCUGCAGAAGGAGGCGGUGCAGAGGCUGAAUGUGAUGAUAGAUGAGCUGCGCAACAGCCAGAAUGCCGACCUGUCUGCCAAGAACCUGGGCGAGGAGGGGUGCAUCUUCAUAUCCGAGGGCUUUGCCUUCAAUGACAGGUGUGUGGCGGCGGACCUCAGCAAAAACGGCAUCGGUGUGAAGGGGAUCACAGCAGUGACAGAUGCGCUGUCACACAAUGAUGUUCUGCAGACGCUCGUCCUGGACACCAACUCUAUCGGCGAUGAGGGCGCAGAGGUUCUGGCCAAACACCUCACUGGUGACUCAACGAUCAGGAGAUUGAAUCUCAGCGGCAACAAUGUUGGGGACAAGGGGGCCACACUCUUAGCAGAGAUGCUCAAGAUGAACACAACGCUGACAUCUCUGGAGCUGAACAGCAACAACAUAGACUACGACGGUGCCCUGGCACUGGCAGAGGCCAUCACAGAGAACACCUCGCUCUCUGCAUUGCACCUCAGUGACAACUACAUUGGGGCGCUUGGGGCGUCGGUGCUGGCGAACGCACUGAAGAAGAACAAGAGCCUGCGCGAGCUGCACAUGAAGGGCAACGAGCUGGGCAACGAGGGCGUGCGCGCCAUCUGCGAGGCCCUCAUCGAACGCCAGAGCCCCGUCACCUCCCUGGACUUUGGCAACAACAGUCUGACAGAGGAGGGGGCAGAGGCGAUUGCCAGGGUGGCGGAUAAGGCGCACCUCAAGGAACUCAACCUCUACAUGAACGACAUCGGCGACGCUGGCAUCUUCAAGCUGGCGAAGGCACUGGAGGGCGACAGCAGCCUGGUGAGCCUGGAUGUGGGCGGCAACAACGUCGGCCCCGAUGGCAUCACCGCCCUCGCCGGAGCGCUCAGGGGGAAUGACACGCUGCGCACGCUGGAGCUGGGGUACAACCCUAUUGGCGACAAGGGCGCCCUCGCACUCGCUGACGUGGUCAAGUACGACCUCAAGGUGGAGACUCUGAAGAUGGGGUGGUGCCACGUGGGCGCCGACGCGGGCGCCAAGGCGGUGGCGGACUUACUCAUGUUCAACAACUCGAUCGCCGUGCUCGAUCUGCGCGGCAACGGCCUCGGCAACGCGGGGGCGGCGCAGAUUGCGCGCUCGCUAAAGGAGCACACCAAUGACAAGCUGACGGAGCUGGACCUGGGCUACAACGAGAUCAAAGACGAGGGCGCCUGCACUCUCGCUCAGGCGCGCCCCCGGACCCCACUCUCUGGUUUUUUGCAAGCGCUGAAGGCAAACCCGGAGCGCGCUCCCAGGGAGUUGAAGGUGAAUGCCAACUACAUUGGGCGCUUUGGGCAGGUUGCCCUGACAGAGGCGCUGGACAUGGUGUAUGAGAUGGCGGGGGGCAGGGAAAUAGUCAUCACCUACUAG